AUGAGGAGUUGGGAGGAAUCCGUCCAGACUGGCCCACUUCCACCACUAGUCUGGCCCAUUAGCCCGCCGCUAUAUAAUAUUGGGUCGACACUGAAACAGGAGCGGAAGAAAUCAAUUGCGUUUGGCAAUAUCACGGCAGACAACAAACACCCGGAAACGGCCUACGUAUUUGUUUGUCUGGAGAUCGUUUACCAUCCGGAUGCGCCCCUUUGUGCGCUCGAGGACGCUUGUUCUGAGGAUAUGCAAGAUGAUCAAAAUCAUGAGAUCUCUUGGAAAAGUGGUUUGCUAGUAGUAGCCCAAGUUACAUGUACCGCUGGUAAAGUUUUCGCUCUCGGUUAUUGGCCGCUCUUCAAUAACACAGAAUCGUCACUCGGCCACUCUCAACAUGAUUCAGUAUUGCGCUGGUCUUUGCUCCCUAAACAUAUAGAAAUGGUAUCUCUAGACUCGGCGUAUGCCUCCAUGGCAACGUCAUCCGCAACCCCUAUCGGCUCGACCGUCUUUCUAUCCAUUUCCUUCGUCGCCAUCUGCUUGCUCACUUUGUUACUUUUACGGCGAUUCUUGACCCUUCGCGCGACACCCGCAUAUAUAACAGUCCCCGUCUUCCUGGCUUUGGUCCUUCCCGCUAGUGUUGUCCUUCUCGUUCCCGUGGAUUUGGCAUCGAGCUCAAGAGAGAAAGGAAAAGGCGCAAAUGGAGUUUGGUUACCAAACCAUGCGGUCUUGGUGCUAUGGCGUAUAGCAUAUUGGCUGAUAUUCUGUUUGACCUGGGUCAUUCUACCACUGUUAGGUGAUUUCGUGGAUUCCGGAUAUCGUGACCCGAAAAGUCGUCUGAUGUACUCCUUGCGCUCUAAUGCUCGAUAUCAACUCACCGUUCUUUGUUGCGGUAUCAAUGGAUUCGACUUCACUUCCAUCAGGUCGCUAGUCAUGGCUCUUGCUUAUGUGUGGGGUUUGAUACUGGCUAUCUAUCUGAUGGGCCACGGACUUGUCUCGAUUCCUCGAUCAUUCUUUCGAAAGGCCAAUACUGCUGAUGCUCUACGAAGACUUCAGGCGCAUGCACCAAAAAUCCACGACCGUCUGACUGAUGCAGUAACUGAACUGGAGGAAGUCGAGGCCCAAGUGGCCCAGCUACAACGGCGAAAAACCGGCACUGCACGCAUGUUCGAGGACUGGAUUGAAGAACUUGCCGAUUAUACGACCGUACCAGACUCGCGUCCUGCAGCUCUACACUCACUUGCGGAACCUACAGCGGUUCCGGCGGUAAUUACAGAACGAUAUAUGGCAGGUUUGUCACGACGACUACAGCGUGCGCGGCACCAGAAGGCACGAUUCGUGGACGAAUGGGACCGCCUCGUUCGCUCAGCGGCUGAUUACCAGAUGAUACUCAACUCCAAGGCGUCGAAGAAGCUUGAUUUUGGACCUGUCGGCGGCUCUGAGGCCGUGUCCGCCUCGCGUAGAGCCGGACUCAUUUCCCCUUAUAUGCGAUACGUUAUAUACGUACAUGUACUGCCGGGCCUAAGGCUUCUUCUAGGAGCGACAUUUUCCGCCGCGUCUUUCUGCGUCGUCUGGUCCGAAGUUAUCAGAAAGAUUGCCCCGAAGCUGUGCAUUAUUAGCUUGAGCUUGGUUCCUGAUGCGGACAAUGCCCACAUCGGGCUAGGAGGUCAGUUAAUAGCCUCGCUAUGGCUAUUGUACAUGUGCACCGCUGCUUUGAAAGGCGUCAAUGAUGCCCAGGUCUGGGGCAAUAGGGCUUUGGUACGUCGAAAUACGUAUGGUGAAAGUGCGUGCUGGUAUGCUGGACAGGUUGCCAAGUUGACCGUGCCACUGGCAUAUAACUUUCUUACUUUGCUACCCCGUGAGCUGCAAGAUGACACGACUUUCUACCAUUUCCUUGGACAAUAUAUUAAUUUGACACCGUUGGGCAAGGGAUUUGAAUACUUCCCAGUCUUUCUACUUCUUCCAGUCUGUGCCACCAUGUUCAACCUCUAUGGACGAAUCAAGAAGAUCUUUGGUUUUGGUUUUGUGGAUGACGAAGAAGAUCCCGAGGCGGACCCCGGUGGUUUUGGGACGGGAGGCUGGAGAGAAGGACGUGCUCUCAUUGAACGAGAACUGGUCGGAUUAGGAUCUCUAGGGUUGACUUCCAGAUCCCUUGACUCUGGGCGCAAUACUGGACUCGCUGCGUCUUCUUCUUCUACCUCACUUCAUACCUCGCGCGCAGCUUCUCCACAACCUGGCUGGUCCUCAUCGUCAACUCUACCAAGAUCUUCAUCUCGCGCUCCCUUGAUCGCGCCCUCAUCGUCGGCAAAUGCGGUAACAGCUACUACUGUUAUUGAUGACGGGACCGCCGAAGAAGACAACUUCUUCCAGUCCUUUGCGCACCGGGUCCGAAAUACCAUUGAUACGGCUUCCACUCCGAAAUGGCUUCAAGGCGGGUUCCCAAAUAUCAGUGCGCCGAAAUGGCUGAAUUCGAGUCGGGAGAACUCGGGCUCAAACAACGGAUCUACUGAAGGAGGUAACAAGAUAUUUGGAGGUUUAUUUGGCCAACGGUCAUCUGACGGACACGUACGGCUAUGAGCCGUUCGACGUUGGGUUGGUUUAUGAAUGGCAUGGGAAAGGCGUUGUCUCACUUUUUUUACUCUGGUUUUCUUUGUAUAUAUUAAUGUGUGUGGCUGCGUACACAACUCAAGGAUAGGUUAAUAGAGUAACAUAAUUCU
This is a messenger RNA of Talaromyces stipitatus ATCC 10500, 2705 nucleotides long. RefSeq names its product LMBR1 domain protein. The record is from RefSeq and is a predicted model, not a curated record. Bases 1 to 2565 code for a protein of 854 amino acids. Gene Ontology annotation, cellular component: membrane. The transcript has 7 exons. NCBI's taxonomy places the organism in Eukaryota, Fungi, Ascomycota, Eurotiomycetes, Eurotiales, Trichocomaceae.